UUGCUUUGCUUGCUUAUAUUUCUAUGCCGCUUUUCGUUCCCCGUGAAUUGCAAAGCGGCUUAACAAAUCAAGAAAGAACAAUUGCAGGACAUCACAGACAAACAUAGAUAGAAUAAUGAACAAAAUAAUCAACAAAACCAUUCAGAUGCCAAGGAGAUAAAAGAAUGACACAACUUUUAGGAGACAUCUGAAGGCAGCGCUGCAUCGGGAGGUUUUUAAACGGCGGUCUCCGUUUCCCUGGCACUCCGCUCAUCACGUGAGGCUGAACACCAUGUCUCCAGAGUUGGGGGACAGUGAUGAUGAGGAGCUGCCAACCUUUGAUUUCCUGAAGCAGCAGCCUCCAAGCAUAAAAAGUGUUGUCCAAACUCCUCCUCUAGAAGAGAAUGUGGUUGUGCUCUGCAGCUCAGACUCGGAAGAUUCGUCCGUGGCCUCUCCUGCCUGGAAAAAACCACGUGGCAGCCAGGAUUCGGCCAGGGCUCCCACUUGUCUGAAAGCGAUAGUGCAGCUCAGCAGUGAGAGUGAGGAGGAGGAAGUUAUUCCCUUGGCUGAAAGGCUCAAGAGGAAGCUUUUGACGUCUGAGCCUUCCUCCGCUUGUCCUUCGUAUACUAGGAUCCGGGAACUGAGCAAGCAAGACUCCGCUGGAGGAAACGGACUCUGCUCCAUUGACGAGAAAGCGGUCACAGAUUGCGGGCGGCUGUCACAGCUACCCAGAUGCCAAGGAACCCACGGAAGGGCUGUACCCAGUAUAUGGGAACUGUCAGAUAGCGACCAGGAACUGGAUUCAUUGGAUCCUAAGAAACAGACUGUGCUUCGCCCGACUGUUUGUGUCUCUGACCGCUUGGUUCAAAAUGGCAGCUGUGAGGCGGUAGAGGAAAGCCUGAAACCUUUGCCUCUUCAGAGGAAAACAAAGUGCAGCCAGGAGGAACUGGGCAAAGCCCAGCAGAGGACAAAUGAGCGGGAAACCCAGAAGAUGCUGCAGCAGCAGGAACGAGAGAGGAGGAAGGCCCUUGCUAACCGGUGGAAGGCCCAGAGGCCAGAAGAGUGUCUGAAACACAUCCAAGCAGUCCUAGAUCCAGGUCUGUUACAGAUUGAAGGUGGCGGGCUGGUGCUUACCGCUCUGCAGGCAAUGGAGUGCAGCUGUGUGAUUGAGAAUCAAGCUGUUCCUUGCAGUAUCACCUGGAGAAGGAAAACUGGACUAGGUCAGGCUGAAGAAGACAACUGGACAGAAGAACCCAACCUUCUAGUCCUAGUUCUGCUAGAAGAAUUUGUUGCUAUGAUCCAUAACUAUAAACAGGUUAGCAUGGAAGGGCCCAAUGAGACUCUGCAGAGCUUUGCGGCAAACGUCAUGAAGAAAACCCCCGGGAAGACUCUGGCCCUGGCUGUAGUAGAACUAGAAAAAUACUUCAGUUCUCACAAGCUCAAGUCACGGAAGAAACUGCAGCAAGCAUUGCAGAGUGGCAGUGAGGCCCAGGAGCAGAGCAAACAGAGGAAUCGGAGAGGAAAGGCAAAUACCGUCCCAAACCUGUCCAGACUGGACGUGGAAGAAGGCUUGGUGGCUCUGCAGCUUCAGACAGGUAUCCAAGUUCGACUCCUCGAGAGCUGGAAGGAGUUUGCCGACUUUGCCAGUACGUUCACCAAGGCUGUGGCAGAAGCUCCAUUCAAAAGGGAACGAGAUAAAACCAGCUUCUCCUUCUGCCUAGAGGGAGACUGGAUCGGGGGGAUGAAGGUGGACCGCUUUGGAAAGGGACUGCUGCAAGUUUGGAAGAGACAGAUCCAGCAGUUUAACCGGGUCAGCCUAGAGACAGCCAAUGCCAUCGUGGCCAAAUACCCAUCUCCUCUACUUCUGAAACAGGCCUAUGACACCCGCCCUUCUCGUCAGGAGCGGCACAACCUCCUUGCAGAGAUACCUGUCCGUCGUGGCGAUGGAGUGACGGCUACUACAAGGCGGGUUGGCCCAGAGCUAUCCAAACGGAUUUAUCUGCAGAUGACUUCCCAUAACCCUGACCUUUCCCUGGAUGCUACUGGGUGAUGUUGAACUAUGUAUUUUAAGCAAAAACUUUGUUCAAAUCUUUUUUUUUAAUAGCGGGAAGAAAUGUUAAAACUAAACAUUUUUUGAAAAUAUCAAAUGCGUCGCUGCUUGGGACCCAGAAAGGACUCCUACUUUCCCCCCUUUAUUCCUGCAGCAGUCCUUAUUAGGCAAUCAAGUAUUUCUUGGCUAACCAGGAAUGAUUGAGCUGUAGUACUUUUAUCAAUCUUGGAAAGAAAACCCAGGCACAACCCCUGUCACUCUGCAUCUACCCCCUUACUACUCAGGAUAGACAAGGAUGCUAAAGAAGAGGUUGGCAGUGCUUGUUCUACACCAACGUUAUUCAGAAAUUUGUCAAAUUAAUUUUAAACAUUGCUAAAGAGGCUGGGCUUGAACAACUCUGACUUGAACAUAAGAGGUGCCCAUGUGCCAAAAUAGAAACAGAAUAUUGAUUUACUCACAGCUCAAAGCUAUGUCCUAUUUGUUCAAAAAUUUUUUUGUAAGAACCUAAGUCUCCUUAAAAGCACAAACUAUGUAACAGAUGUCUAUUUGACUAGAGCUGUGCAUGUGGGUUAUGUAACUUUACAUAUUAAAUGGUUUACGGGAAUUUGCUACAGGAAAGGAAUCUCAAGUUGCACCCCCACCAUUCUCAGCUACCUAAAGUCUUCUAAUCCCUCUCUCCAUGCUGCCCUGGGAUGACGUCAGUGACUUCAAAUCCCGCUUCAAGGCCCACUUUUCCCAUGAAGCCUUUUUUGCGCAAUCCCCUUGUCCAUAUGCCCCACCUGAACCAAGUCUCUCAUUUUAAGUUAGCAGAAUCUCACCCUUCUUCCUCCCUGCUUACCCCACCUCCACUUUCAUCUGCUGUUUCUCCUGUGACUAAUUUUAACUUGCAAGCUCUCAGCCCAGGAGGAACUUGCGCUCUGUAAAGCACAUGCCCAUUGAUAGUGCUAUAUAGCUAUUGAUUCAAUUACACUGCUAGCACAUGCCAGA
Messenger RNA from Podarcis muralis (Common wall lizard), 3016 nucleotides. RefSeq names its product essential meiotic structure-specific endonuclease 1 (gene EME1). The record is from RefSeq and is a predicted model, not a curated record. Gene Ontology annotation, biological process: double-strand break repair; mitotic intra-S DNA damage checkpoint signaling; resolution of meiotic recombination intermediates. Gene Ontology annotation, cellular component: Holliday junction resolvase complex; nucleus. Lineage: Eukaryota; Metazoa; Chordata; Lepidosauria; Squamata; Lacertidae. Gene Ontology annotation, molecular function: DNA binding; crossover junction DNA endonuclease activity.